Molecule: messenger RNA, 1735 nt
Organism: Anastrepha obliqua
Lineage: Eukaryota; Metazoa; Arthropoda; Insecta; Diptera; Tephritidae
Product: leucine-rich repeat-containing protein 15
Exons: 7
Coding region: 100-1632 (510 amino acids)
Molecular function (GO): protein binding
Source: RefSeq, a predicted model, not a curated record
ACGAAGUAGUGAUAAGAUAUUCAUAAAAUAAUUUUGUUACUACGAAAACGCAUUCAGUGAGUGUUUAGACUCGGUGACUUUAAUAACAAAACGUGACCCAUGAAAAUGAAAUAUAAUUUGCUACCAGUUAUCAUUUUUGUGGGGAUGUGUUGCUCUCCAGUAAGAGCUGCAGACAACACUACACAAAAGGCGGUACCGAUAAAAGAGCAGGAUGUCAUUACAACUACGACCACAGCCCCAUUACCUAAGGUGGAUAUUCUCAAGAGUGAUCUAUGCAAGAAAUGCAGCUGUCUCAGUAGCCCAGUAAGCCAAAUCGACUGCAGUAAUAAGAAAAUGAAUUCUCUCUUUAGUGACGAAGAAUGGGCAACCCUUAAAAAUGGCGACAUAACAUUUGAUAUAAUUAAAUUUGAACACAAUAAUAUAACGAAAAUUACUGGAUUUCCUAAUUAUACAACUAAAAGCCUCUAUUUGGGGUUUAAUCAAAUUAAAAGUAUUGCAAAAGGUGCUUUUGCCAACUUAACAGAGCUCGCUAAACUGGAUCUGUCCCACAACAAGUUGAAUACUAAGACUUUGGGGCCCGAUGCAUUCCAAGGUGUAUACUCUGCCCAUGACUAUGAGCCGUUGGGCAAAGUGGUCGAACUCGAUAUCGGUCAUAAUGAAAUCCACAGUUUGAAUUCGGACCUCUUUGAGCACUUGCCACAGCUGGAGAGCUUAAUCUUGUCCGGAAACACAUUUCAAGUGAUUGAUCAGAAUACAGUGGCGGCUAUUACUGGGCUCUCUUAUUUGAAGACUUUAGAUAUGUCCUUCAUGGAACUGGAAGAAUUGCCCGACAAUCUAUUACAUGGUCCGCGCGAUUUAGAAACCAUCAUUUUAAGUGGCAACCUUUUCGAUGAACUACCUGAUGACUUGGAUUUAGCGCCAAAUCUUCGUGUGUUGAUACUCGACGAGAACCCGAUAGCCGAUUUGAUAGGCGAAAAUAUUUUUCCCAAUCUACCCUACUUGACCUACCUAAGUAUGGCUUACAUGCCAGAACUGAAGGAAAUCGGACCCGGCGCAUUUUCAGAAUUGCAAAACUUAACUACUCUAAUCUUGUCAAGUAAUCCAAAGUUGUCUAAAAUCGAUGUUAAAGCAUUUGCUAAGAAUACGACAAACCCAGAAAUUUUAUCUUAUCCGCCAUUAGAAAAGCUUUACAUACACAACAACAAUUUAAGCACUUUGGAGCGUGGAAUGCUGGAACGCUGGGACAAGAUAACUGAUUUGGACUUGCGCUACAACUACUGGACAUGUGACUGCAGCAAUCAUUGGCUCAUCGAAGUACUAAUGAUUCAAAUAAACAACACUCAACCAAUUUGGACGCAAGAUGUCAACUGCUAUCAACCAAAUGCUUAUAGAAGUGUUCCCCUUUUGCAACUUAGUUUGCCCGAAGCUCGCCUACAAUGCAGCAUCGAAACGACAAGCACCAGCAAUCUGUUUUUGGUGGGCCUGCUUGUCGGUAUGCUGAUGUGCAUACCAAUCAUACUCGGAUCAAUCACAGUCUGGCGUCGCGGUUGCUUUGGCUUAAAUCGCGACAGAUUAGCAGCUAACAGAUCACUUUAUAAUCGCGCAAAUUUCAGUGAUGAAUUGCAUAUCUAAUCUAAAGUUCAUUUCCGUUAAGAAAUCUAGUAUACCAUAACGCUUAGUUUCAUAAAUAAAUUGUUUAUAUAAAUAAAAUUUAUGUACCCUAUAUAUAUUUGUA